Molecule: messenger RNA, 2818 nt
Organism: Camelina sativa (false flax)
Lineage: Eukaryota; Viridiplantae; Streptophyta; Magnoliopsida; Brassicales; Brassicaceae
Source: RefSeq, a predicted model, not a curated record
AAAAGUGAAAUCUCAAACUAAGAUGCGUGAAUAUCUCUGAAACCUUAUGUUCUCUACCAAACAUUCAUCUUAUUUCUUUUUCUUUUUUCUUAAGAGUCUAUUAUUUGACUUCUCCUCAUUUUUAUAAUUCUUCCGACAAAGAAGAGAUAGAUCCCUUUGGGUGGGUUUAAAAAACUAUAAGAAAAGAAAAAAAAAAAAGAAAUAGUCAAAUGAGAAUACAUUCUUCUGAUCAUUCAUGGCUUUUAUUAGCCGUUCUCGUGAUUCUCCUCUCCUUCUCUGGAGCUCUCUCAAGCAAUGACAAAGAGAAAGAGAAAGAGAAGAAGACGACUUCGGUCGAUAAAAAGAAAGAAGUAACUUAUGAUGGAACGUCUUUGAUCAUCAAUGGAAAUAGAGAACUCCUUUACUCUGGCUCCAUACAUUACCCUCGUAGCACUCCUGAAAUGUGGCCAAACAUCAUCAAGAGAGCGAAACAAGGCGGGUUGAACACGAUUCAGACAUAUGUUUUUUGGAACGUGCAUGAACCUGAGCAGGGAAAGUUCAAUUUUUCGGGUAGAUCCGAUUUGGUGAAGUUCAUAAAAUUAAUUGAGAAGAACGGUAUGUAUGUAACCUUGAGGCUUGGACCUUUUAUUCAAGCUGAAUGGACUCAUGGAGGACUUCCUUACUGGCUGAGAGAAGUUCCCGGGAUCUUCUUCCGUACCGAUAAUGAACCUUUCAAGGAACAUACAGAGAAGUACGUUAGGGUGAUACUUGACAUGAUGAAGAAGGAGAACCUUUUUGCUUCACAAGGAGGCCCCAUUAUAUUAGGACAGAUAGAGAAUGAGUAUAGUGCAGUUCAACGAGCAUAUAAAGAAGAUGGAUUAAAGUACAUUAAGUGGGCAUCUAAGUUGGUACACUCGAUGGAUUUGGGGAUCCCAUGGGUUAUGUGUAAGCAAAAUGAUGCUCCUGAUCCUAUGAUUAACGCUUGUAACGGACGACAUUGCGGUGAUACAUUCCCUGGUCCAAACAAAGAUAACAAGCCGUCUUUAUGGACAGAGAACUGGACUACUCAGUUCCGUGUUUUUGGCGAUCCCCCAACACAAAGAUCUGUAGAAGAUAUAGCCUUUUCUGUUGCCCGGUUUUUCUCCAAGAAUGGAAGCCAUGUUAACUACUACAUGUAUCAUGGAGGCACCAACUUUGGAAGAACCUCCGCACAUUAUGUGACCACACGUUACUACGAUGAUGCACCUCUUGAUGAAUACGGACUGGAAAAAGAGCCUAAGUACGGUCAUCUCAAACAUCUUCACAACGCACUUAACUUGUGCAAGAAGGCACUUCUAUGGGGACAGCCUCGAGUCGAGAGGCCUAGUAACGAAACAGAGAUUCGAUACUACGAGCAGCCUGGAACAAAAGUUUGUGCGGCUUUUCUAGCGAACAACAACACAGAAUCUGCAGAAAAUAUCAAAUUUAAGGGCAAGGAAUAUGUUAUUCCUCCUCGCUCCAUCAGUAUUCUCCCUGACUGCAAAACCAUUGUUUAUAACACCGCGGAGGUAAUGACAAAUUCAAAAUCUUGUAGUAAAUCCAUAAAAGAAAAAAUCAAGGGUGACUCUUAUGUGCCCGUUGAGCUCUACGGCUUGACCAAAGACGAGACUGAUUACGGAUGGUACACUACAAGCUUUAAAAUAGAUGACAGUGAUCUCUCUAAGAGGAAAGGAGGUAAGCCUACUCUAAGGAUCGCUAGUCUUGGCCACGCGUUGCAUGUAUGGCUCAAUGGAGAAUACCUUGGAAACGGACAUGGUAGCCAUGAAGAGAAGAGUUUCGUCUUUCAGAAGCCAGUUUCUCUAAAAGAAGGAGAGAACCACCUCGCCAUGCUGGGAGUUUUAACUGGAUUUCCAGAUAGUGGAUCUUAUAUGGAACAUAGGUACACAGGUCCACGUAGUGUUUCUAUCUUAGGCUUGAGCUCUGGACCACUUGAUCUCACUGAACAAAACAAAUGGGGAAACAAGGUCGGUAUGGAAGGCGAAAGGCUUGGAAUCCACGCCGAGGAAGGAUUGAAGAAGGUUAAAUGGCAGAAACUCUCAGGAAAAGAACCAGGGCUUACAUGGUACCAGACAUACUUUGAUGCGCCAGAGAGCCAAAGCGCAGCAGCAAUUAGGAUGAAUGGAAUGGGGAAAGGUUUGAUUUGGGUGAACGGAGAAGGUGUUGGUCGAUACUGGAUGUCGUUUUUAUCGCCUUUAGGACAGCCUACCCAAGUUGAGUAUCACAUCCCUAGGUCUUUCUUGAAGCCCAAGAAAAAUCUUCUGGUUAUAUUCGAGGAAGAACCAAAUGUGAAACCAGAGCUCAUCGACUUUGUAAUCAUCAAUAGAGACACGGUAUGUUCUUUUAUUGGAGAAAACUACACGCCUAGUGUCAGACACUGGACCAGGAAGAAUGACCAAGUCCAAGCCAUCACUGAUGACGUGCAACUCACGGCUAAACUCAAAUGUUCCGGCACAAAGAAGAUCUCUGCUGUGGAAUUCGCCAGCUUUGGUAACCCGAAUGGAACUUGUGGAAACUUCACUCUUGGGACUUGUAAUGCUCCUGUCUCUAAGCAAGUCGUCGAGAAGUACUGUUUGGGUAAAGCACAGUGUGCGAUUCCGGUGAACAAGAGUACGUUCCAGCAAGACAAAAAGGAUUCAUGCCCCAAAGUUGCGAAGAAGCUUGCUGUACAAGUCAAGUGUGGUCGUGACAAGAAAAACUAAGGGAUUCGUUGAACGGUUUUAUACUUAAUGUAAUUAUGUUUUGUAGAUACGUAAAUUAUGCAUUAAUUUUGUUGUUCCAUUUUUUGAAUUUAUAAAUUAAA